This is a messenger RNA of Clonostachys byssicola, 849 nucleotides long. Lineage: Eukaryota; Fungi; Ascomycota; Sordariomycetes; Hypocreales; Bionectriaceae. The record is from the annotation of a GenBank genome assembly.
AUGGCUCAGAACUCGUGGCGCACCAAAACUCCGAAUGAUUGGGACUGGGCGAACGAGAUUGCUGUAGUCACUGGUGGUAGCAGCGGCAUAGGCCAAGCUGUCGUCCAAAGGCUUGUGGCCAAGGGUCUGACUGUGGCUAUUCUGGAUGUUCAAGACCCUCCAGAGUCGUUGAAGGACCAAGAUCGCAUACAUUUCUACAAAUGUGACGUCUCCAAGCCAGAGGCCAUCGCAGCCGCGGCAGAUGCCAUUCGGAACGAGUUGGGCCACCCAACUAUCCUGAUCAAUAACGCUGGAAUUUCCCACCGGUGCCCAAUUAUUGAACUCUCCGACGAAGCCCUCCAACAGCUGUUCGCCAUCAACUGUUUUGCACACUGGUAUACGGUGAAGCAAUUCCUUCCGGACAUGAUCAAACAUGACAAGGGCCAUGUGAUCACGGUAGCCAGCUCAGCCUCCUUCAUCGCUGUCGCCAACGCCGGCGACUACUCAAGCAGUAAGAGCGCCAUCCGUGCUUUCCAUGAGACGCUCGGUUCAGAGCUGAAGCACAUCUAUGAUGCACCAAAUGUACUCACCACGGCUGUUCAUACUGAAUUCGUCAGGACGCCCAUCUUGAAGCACCAACAAGCGCAUCUAGAUAAAGAGGGCGUGUUCAUGCUCGACAGCGACUUCGUUGCGGACAAAAUUGUCGACCGAAUCGUGAGCAGAACCGGCGGUGAUUUGAUUCUUCCAGAGAGUCAUUCCUUUGUUGCUGGCUUGAGGGCUUGGCCUGCCUGGUUGCAAGAGCUUGCUCGGGAUAAAAUGGGUCGACGUGCGAGGAGGAGAGCGGAAACAGCUGGUAUUGCGCUUCAGUGA